GUGUCCCGAGCAGUGGGCCGGACGUCGAUGUGAGCUGCUGGACGCUAUCGGCGUCAGGGAAGACUACCACCAUCAAGCAACUAUCCUGUUUGAGCGCACUUUGAUCAUAAUCGGCAUUGUUAUUGCUCUUCUUGUCUUUAUCGUCAUUUGUAUUGCAUCUUACGUCCUUGCAAA
Candidula unifasciata is the source of this 174-nucleotide messenger RNA. Lineage: Eukaryota; Metazoa; Mollusca; Gastropoda; Stylommatophora; Geomitridae. The record is from the annotation of a GenBank genome assembly.